Messenger RNA from Elaeis guineensis (African oil palm), 2080 nucleotides. RefSeq names its product protein DETOXIFICATION 48-like. The record is from RefSeq and is a predicted model, not a curated record. Gene Ontology annotation, cellular component: membrane. Gene Ontology annotation, biological process: xenobiotic detoxification by transmembrane export across the plasma membrane. Gene Ontology annotation, molecular function: xenobiotic transmembrane transporter activity; antiporter activity. NCBI's taxonomy places the organism in Eukaryota, Viridiplantae, Streptophyta, Magnoliopsida, Arecales, Arecaceae.
CUUUGUUCCCUUGUAUUGGUUCUCUCCCUCCCUCGGUUCCUAGAUACCAUUUCCAUUUCUUCUCACAGGGAGAUGGGUUAAGACUUGAGAUAUAAGCUGUUGCCUCUUCUUCAAACACGUGGCCAUGACUCUCCUACUCUGUCCUAUCUUAUAUAAGCAUAGUCCCCCUCACCCUUCCGAACCAAUUCGAAGAGAGCAAACCUACAAGCAACUCCAAGGCCUCCAAUCCCCUCAUUAUCAUCCAAGUCUAGUGGGAAACGGGAAGAAAUCACAAGGAGGAAACCAAACACGAUGUGCAAUACCACUCCCGACUCUCAGCUGCCUUUCUCCUCACCAAAGUCCAACCUCUUGGACGUCCCCCAUAAGGAGCACUCGGAAGAGGACCUCCAAAGAUGGCCUACUCUCUCUGAGGUGGUAGAGGAAAUGAGAGCCAUAGGAAGGAUAUCCAUCCCUACAGCUCUCACUGGUCUGGUCCUCUAUUCGCGCGCCAUGAUCUCGAUGCUCUUCCUCGGCUACCUCGGUGAGCUCGAGCUCGCCGGUGGCUCCCUCUCCAUCGGCUUCGCCAACAUCACGGGCUACUCGGUCCUGUCGGGCCUCGCCAUGGGCAUGGAGCCCAUCUGCGGCCAGGCCUACGGUGCGAAGCAGUGGAAGCUCCUGGGCCUUACCCUCCAAAGAACCAUUCUCCUCCUCCUCUCCGCUUCCCUUCCGAUCUCCUUCCUCUGGUUCAACAUGAAGAGGAUUCUCCUGUGGUGUGGCCAGGACGAACAAAUCUCCUCCACUGCCCACACCUUCAUCACCUUCGCUGUCCCGGACCUCGUCUUCCUCUCACUCCUCCACCCUCUAAGAAUCUAUCUGAGGUCUCAGAACAUCACCAUGCCGGUCACCUACUGUUCUUUCAUCUCCGUCAUCCUUCACGUCCCGUUAAACUACCUCCUCGUCGUCCGCUUCAAAAUGGGCAUCGCGGGCGUCGCCUUGGCGAUGGUCUGGACUAAUCUGAACCUCCUUCUUUGCUUGCUUCUCUUCAUACUGGUCUCUGGAGUCCACGAGGUGUCAUGGGUGAGCCCGAGUGUGGACUGCCUCAAAGGGUGGUCGGCGCUGCUCAGGCUCGCCAUCCCGACGUGCGCCUCAGUGUGCCUCGAGUGGUGGUGGUACGAGUUCAUGAUCAUGCUGUGCGGCCUCUUGGUGAAUCCAAAGACCACGGUGGCGUCGAUGGGUAUACUGAUCCAGACGACGUCGCUGGUGUAUGUCUUCCCCUCGGCGCUAAGCCUCGGGGUGUCGACCAGGGUGGGAAACGAGCUGGGAGCGGAUCGGCCCGCCAACGCCCGGAAAGCCACGAUCGUGUCGUUGGCCUGCGCGGUGGUGGUCGGGCUGAUGGCGAUGGCGUUCACCACCUCGAUGAGGCACCGGUGGGGGAGGCUGUUCACGAGCGAUGCAGAGAUUUUGGAGCUCACGGCGGUGGCUCUGCCGAUAUCCGGGCUUUGCGAGCUCGGGAACUGCCCGCAGACGACGGGGUGCGGCGUGCUGAGGGGGAGCGCGAGGCCCAACACUGGGGCGAACAUCAACCUGGGUUCCUUCUACUUGGUCGGCAUGCCGGUCGCCAUCUUGAUGGGUUUCGCCGCCGGCAUGGGCUUCGCCGGCCUGUGGUUGGGCUUGCUUGCGGCGCAGGCGUCAUGCGCGACGUUGAUGGCAUAUGUGGUGGUUACGACGGAUUGGGCGGUGGAGGCGAAGAGAGCUCAAGAGUUGACCAAGGCUUCUAAGUCUUCUUCUGCUGCUAUCCUUCCUAUUGCUAAUGAUUCCUAUGGCAUUUGCAAUGCUGUUCCAGCUUCUACUCAAGAUGGCAAGAAGAUAGCUAAUUUGGAAGAGAUACGGUGCGAUGGUGAUGAUGGGAAGAGCGAUCCUUUAGAGACAGAUAAGCUCAUUCCUGUGGAAUAAGGAGGAGUUGGAGUAUUUUUUUUUUUUUCCUCGCUUUCAUGGGUUUUUUUUGGAGUGAGAGGUCGUGUCUUCUACCUUCUUUAUUUUUCAGUUUUUUUUUAAUUGCUCUUAUCUGAUGUAUCCAGGUGACACUAUAGAUGAAACUCUA